Cornus florida is the source of this 2841-nucleotide messenger RNA. RefSeq names its product probable sodium/metabolite cotransporter BASS1, chloroplastic. Lineage: Eukaryota; Viridiplantae; Streptophyta; Magnoliopsida; Cornales; Cornaceae. The coding region runs from base 160 to 1458 and encodes 432 amino acids. The transcript is spliced from 7 exons. Gene Ontology annotation, cellular component: membrane. The record is from RefSeq and is a predicted model, not a curated record.
GAUGUGGGCCAAUGAAUUGAGCUCCCGUCAAGAUUUUCUCUCUGACUUCCACGAAAAAAACAAAAACAGAAGAGAAAAGAAAAAAAAACAGUGCAGUGACUUCGAAAAUUUCAACUGAUACACGAAGAAUCACUCUCCAUACCUGUAGCAAUCAAUACCAUGACUUCUCUAUGCUUCAGUCCCUUCACUCCAUACCCACAAACCCACCCAAAAAUUUCGCCUCUAAGACCCAUCAAACCCACCAUUUCCAUAUUCACUCCAUACCCACAAACCCACCCAAGAAUUCCCUUCCUCAGACCCAUCAAACCCACCAUUUCCAUAUCACCAAAGCUCCCAAAAUCACCCACCAUCAAAUGUGUUGGUGGAGCUUCUGAUCACCCCCCAUCUGUGGCUCCCGCGAAACCCAGAUGGGAAAACAUGCUGUCCACUGCAGCCAGUCUGUACCCUAUCUAUGUCACAGUUGGAGGGAUUGUUGCUUGCUUGAGACCAUCUACUUUCUCAUGGUUUGUGGAGAGAGGCCCAGCUUCAUAUAGCUUGUCACUUGGGUUCAUCAUGCUCGCAAUGGGUCUCACAUUGGAGCUCAAAGACUUGCUCAAUUUGUUCAUGCAAAGGCCUCUUGCUAUACUUUUUGGAUGCUUUGCUCAGUAUUCAAUCAUGCCAACUUCUGCAUUGAUCAUUAGCAAAUUCUUGGUCCUCCCACCUUCUGAAUCAGUUGGCUUAAUACUGCUUGGUUGUUGCCCUGGGGGUACUGCCUCCAAUGUGGUGACCUUAAUUGGUCGAGGGGAUGUUCCGUUAUCUAUUGUAAUGACAAUCUGCACCACCCUUGGAGCAGUGUUGCUCACUCCUAUUUUAACCAAGAUUCUGGCAGGAACAUAUGUUCCUGUGGAUGCUGUUCAACUUUCCAUCAGCACUUUGCAGGUGGUUGUUGCUCCAAUUCUGCUAGGUUCUUAUGCACAGAGCACAUUUCCUGGAGCAGUGAAAGUUGUGACGCCUUUUGCACCACUGCUUGCUGUUCUAGCUUCAUCACUGCUUGCAUGCAGCGUAUUCUCAGAAAAUGUUGUUCGUCUGAAAUCCUCUAUGCUUAGUGCAUCAUUGUCAUCUGGAUUGUCCCCUCUCCAUCGUGCUCAAGCUAUAUUUUCUGGUGAACUGGGUGUUAUAAUACUUUCUGUGCUGUUGUUGCAUUUUGCUGGAUUCUUUGUGGGGUACAUAUCAGCAGCUAUUUCAGGAUUUAAAGAACCCCAACGGCGAGCAAUAUCAAUUGAGGUUGGUAUGCAAAAUUCUUCAUUAGGUGUGGUUUUGGCGACCUCUCAUUUCACUUCGCCAAUGGUUGCAUUACCUCCUGCAAUGUCGGCUGUGAUUAUGAAUAUCAUGGGAAGCAGUUUGGGUUUCAUUUGGAGAUACAUUGAUCCUUCAAAUCCGAAAGAAAGUAGUCCUGAAGUUGACGAUCAGCGACAGUGAGACCCUGUCCCAUUUUAUUGUUGAUUUCUACGAGUGAGCAGCAGGCAGGGUUGAACCUUAAUACUUGAGACAAGUAAAUUUUCAUUAAAUUAAAUAGAAUUUUAUAAUCAACUAAUUACUUUAAAAUACUAUAUUAAGAUUCUAAUAAUAAUUCUUUAGAACUUGAGUAAUUUGCAAUGUAGUGAUUCUAGCCAGUACUUGCAAUUUUUCUCUCCCUCUCCUUUCCUUUUAUAUCUCCUCACCUCUUACCCUAUUCCUCUUUCUUGAUGAACACGUCUGGGAUCCGGCCCAUUUCUGAUCUGGGCCGGUCUUGACCUUCUGUUUCUGUUGAUGAUUGGCCUUUGUCCUUUUCUUUGGGCUGACCUGUGUGUGGCCCAGAUGACUCUUCCUGCCACGUGUAGCCAUUUGGGUGGUACAUGUGCUAAUGAACCAUUGGAGGUUAUUUUGACUCUUCAGGAGUGCCUAAAAUUAGUUCCGGAUCAUCUCAGAAUCAAUAGGGAUUGAUUUAGGGGAGGACCAUGGCCAUUGCACCUUGGGGGUACCCAUUUUUCAGCUUACAGGAAGUUUCCACCGGCUGGUGUAUAUUAGCCGGCUGAUAGCCCAUUUUUAGGCUUGGCAGUGAGUUUGCAUCGCUGGGGGCAUGUUUUGGUCAGCUAACCCUCACAUCAGCCAGAUGAAACAGCACCUUCGGCUGGCUGAUGGAUAGUUGUCGGCCGACCAAAUCUCUUUUUUAUCAACUGGGACGGUUUUGACACACCAAAUUUUAACGGCCAUAACUCACUCAUCUUAGAUACAAAUUAGGUUAUUCUUAUGCUCAAAUUGAAUGUCUUGAAGUCAGCCUUCCAAUGGUACCAACCUCAUUCGAAUACUUCAACCACAGUGAGAGAUAUAACUGUUUUAGUGAGGCUUGGUCAUGAUAUCUCCAAAUUGGACGAAAUCAUUCCUCUUGGGUUUAGAACCUUAUAGGAUGUCUCCAAGUGUUUAGUAUGACCUAAAUGGACUUCGAUUCAUCAUUCAUGCUCACAUUAGCCAUGCGAGCUAAUGCGGGUUUUAGCUUCCGCAUUUCAAACUGUGCAUCGGGUCCGUCUGAGUUUUACCCAUUUAUGCACCGAUUUAUGGAAUUUGAGGCGUGACACUAGAGGCAUGAUACUACCACUUGGAUCUGUAACCUACGUAUUGAUGCUCACGAUCUCAAUAGCAAUAUUGGUAAAUUGGAGGAGAUUUCUUGAAAAGUAUUUAGUACCCAUUUCGGUUAACUCUCCAUCAUCCUUCUUUGGUUGAAUGGCAUGUAUUUUUUUUUACGUUGGCUCGUUUUUCAAUAUCGAAUUCCCUUUUAUGGAUUUAUAACUAUCAAUUACAAAAAAAUCUAUUAUUACAUGUAAA